GCCGCCAUCUUGGAUUCCGCGGUAGCGGUGGCGGCUCUAGGGUACCGCGUUUGGGGAGUGGCUCUCCCCUCCCCCUUCCCCCAGUUCGGUGGCGACGGCUCCUCCCCCUGGGGGGGUGGUGCGAAAGCAGUGGCGUCUGCGGCCAUGGCGGCGACUGCUGCUAACCCCGAAAUGACAUCAGAUGUACCAUCACUGGGUCCAGCCAUGGCCUCAGGAAACCCUGGGACUGGGAUUCAAGGUGGAGGAGCCAUUGUCCACAGGGCUAUUAAGCGGAGACCAGGGUUGGAUUUUGAUGAUGAUGGAGAAGGGAACAGUAAAUUUUUGAGGUGCGAGGACGAUCAGAUGUCUAAUGAUAAGGAACGGUUUGCCAGGUCGGAUGAUGAACAGAGUUCUGCGGAUAAAGAGAGACUUGCCAGGGAAAAUCAUAGUGAAAUUGAACGGCGACGACGGAACAAGAUGACGGCCUACAUCACAGAACUGUCGGACAUGGUGCCCACCUGUAGUGCCCUGGCUCGAAAACCAGACAAGCUAACCAUCUUACGCAUGGCUGUCUCUCACAUGAAGUCCUUGCGAGGAACUGGGAAUACAUCCACUGACGGCACCUACAAGCCUUCAUUCCUCACUGAUCAGGAACUCAAACAUUUGAUUUUGGAGGCAGCGGAUGGCUUUCUGUUUAUUGUCUCAUGUGAGACAGGUCGGGUGGUUUAUGUCUCUGAUUCAGUGACCCCUGUUUUGAACCAGCCACAGUCUGAAUGGUUCGGUAGCACGCUCUAUGAUCAGGUGCAUCCAGAUGACGUGGACAAACUUCGUGAGCAGCUUUCCACUUCGGAAAAUGCCCUGACAGGGCGUAUUCUUGAUCUGAAGACUGGAACAGUGAAAAAGGAAGGCCAGCAGUCUUCCAUGAGGAUGUGUAUGGGCUCAAGGAGAUCAUUUAUUUGCCGUAUGAGGUGUGGCAGUAGCGCUGUGGACCCAGUCUCCGCAAAUAGGCUGAGCUUUGUGAGGAACAGAUGCAGGAAUGGACUCGGCUCUGUGAAGGAUGGGGAAGCUCAUUUUGUGGUGGUCCACUGCACAGGCUAUAUCAAGGCCUGGCCCCCAGCAGGUGUCUCCCUUCCAGAUGAUGAUCCAGAGGCUGGCCAGGGGAGCAAGUUUUGCCUGGUGGCCAUUGGCAGACUACAGGUUACCAGUUCCCCCAACUGUACAGACAUGAGUAAUGUUUGUCAACCAACAGAGUUCAUCUCUCGGCACAACAUUGAAGGAAUCUUCACUUUUGUGGAUCACCGCUGUGUGGCUACUGUUGGCUACCAACCACAGGAACUCUUAGGAAAGAAUAUUGUAGAAUUCUGUCAUCCUGAAGACCAACAGCUUCUAAGAGAUAGCUUUCAACAGGUGGUGAAGUUAAAAGGCCAGGUGCUGUCUGUCAUGUUCCGGUUCCGGUCUAAGAACCGGGAAUGGCUCUGGAUGAGAACCAGCUCCUUUACUUUCCAGAACCCUUACUCAGAUGAAAUUGAGUACAUCAUCUGUACCAACACCAAUGUGAAGAAUUCCAGCCAGGAACCAAGGCCUACACUGUCCAACACAAUCCAGAGACCACAACUAGGCCCCACGGCUAAUUUGCCCUUGGAGAUGGGCUCAGGGCAGUUGGCAUCUAGGCAGCAGCAGCAGCAAACAGAAUUGGAUGUAGUAUCAGGAAGAGAUGGACUGGCUGGCUACAAUCAUUCCCAGGUUUCUGUUCAGCCUGUAACCACCACAGGGCCAGAACACAGCAAGCCCCUUGAGAAGUCAGAUGGUCUGUUUGCCCAGGAUAGAGAUCCAAGAUUUUCAGAAAUCUACUCCAACAUCAAUGCAGAUCAGAGUAAAGGCAUCUCCUCCAGCACUGUCCCUGCCACCCAACAGCUAUUCUCACAGGGCAACACAUUCCCUCCUACCCCCCGGCCGGCAGAGAAUUUCAGAAAUAGCAGUCUGGCCUCUCCUGUAACCAUCGUCCAGCCAGCAGCUUCUGCAGGGCAGAUGUUGGCCCAGAUUUCCCGCCACUCCAACCCGCCCCAGGGAGCAGCCCCAACUUGGACCCCUAGCACUCGCCCAGGCUUCUCUGCCCAGCAGGUGGCCACUCAGGCUACAGCCAAGACUCGUUCUUCCCAGUUUGGUGUGGGCAGCUUUCCGACUCCGUCCUCCUUCAGCCCCAUGUCCCUCCCUGGUGCUUCAAGUGCGUCACCUGGUGCUGCUGCCUACCCUAGUCUCACCAGUCGUGGAUCCAACUUUGCUCCUGAGACUGGACAGACUACAGGACAGUUCCAGACACGGCCAGCAGAGGGCGGAAGCGUCUGGCCGCCGUGGCAGAGCCAGCAGUCGCACCAUCGCUCGGGCUCUAGCGAGCCGCAUGUCCAGCCGCCAGCAGCACAGCCGCCGGGCCAGCCUGAGGUCUUCCAGGUGAGAGGGACAGAAGACGUCAGGAACCCAGAAACUGGAAGAGACAGGGAGCAGAGACAGAGAAGGGAGCUUGCACGGAUUGAGGAGAUGCUGUCCAUGCUGGGGGACCAGAGCAGCAGCUACAACAAUGAGGAGUUUCCUGACCUAACUAUGUUUCCCUCCUUCUCAGAAUAGAGCUGUUGGGAUUUUCCAGCCAACAGCUGGAACUGACUUCCGCAAUCCUAAUGGAAUAAAUCCAGCACCCCAGUCAUCUGCCCACAUUAUCCACACUCC
Messenger RNA from Suricata suricatta (meerkat), 2700 nucleotides. RefSeq names its product aryl hydrocarbon receptor nuclear translocator (gene ARNT). The coding region runs from base 145 to 2601 and encodes 818 amino acids. Gene Ontology annotation, cellular component: aryl hydrocarbon receptor complex; nucleus; cytoplasm. NCBI's taxonomy places the organism in Eukaryota, Metazoa, Chordata, Mammalia, Carnivora, Herpestidae. Gene Ontology annotation, biological process: regulation of transcription by RNA polymerase II. The transcript has 23 exons. Gene Ontology annotation, molecular function: protein dimerization activity; RNA polymerase II cis-regulatory region sequence-specific DNA binding; DNA-binding transcription factor activity, RNA polymerase II-specific. The record is from RefSeq and is a predicted model, not a curated record.